This is a messenger RNA of Dujonia railenensis, 2058 nucleotides long. NCBI's taxonomy places the organism in Eukaryota, Fungi, Ascomycota, Pichiomycetes, Serinales, Debaryomycetaceae. The record is from the annotation of a GenBank genome assembly.
AUGAGUUCCAUAAAAGAUGCAAUAGUACGAAUAGGGCGGUCAAUACGACAGGUCGAGGCAUUAACUCCUACUAAGAGAAGAAGCACUGGAUCUGCUGCAUCAAAUUCAGCAUCCGCAGACUCCACGGUUCCAAAGGAACCAAAUCCCUUGCAUUAUACAACCUUAUCGAAUGAGGAUCUCCUGAAGUACACUCCGCUCAUAACAGAGGAUUACCGAAGAAAAUACUACCAAGAAUAUUUGAAGCCGCUCAAUAUUCCCAACCUAAAGACGUUCCAGAAGAACAGACCUGUGUAUGAUUCACAAAGGGCCAGUGAAAACUGGAAGAGGAAGAAACUUCUGCCAUCUGUAAACUACUUGGAAAAUCGAAUGAAGUUCCUCAGGAUGAUGGACUUGCUAAUUGAACUUACACCUGAUUCCUUAAAGCUAUCCAAUCCUUCCAUUUCCACGGUGUACAUCCAGAAUUUGAUAUCAAGGCAAGAGUUGGAAAGCAACGAAAACCAAUUUCGGGCGGAAACGCCUAUAUAUCACUUCCAUGAAUUGCCACAGCUCUAUAUGCCCACCGAUGGAGGCGUGCAGAGCGACAACGAUAAUGUCAGCUUGGAUUUUCAAAAGUAUAUCUACUUCUUGACCCACCUGAAGUGCUUGUACAAGAAUUCUUCAUCGUUGGAGAAUGGGAUUAUACCCGACAUCUUAUUGUACACGCACAGUUUGGAAAACCCAGAGUUCAAAUCGUUAAGAUCAGUCCACACGUUCAACUACUUAAUAAGGUAUUUCGGAUAUGAAAAAAACCAGAGCUCCUUUGCUAGAGAGCUACUUUUGGUAAUGAACAAGGAUGGAUUGAAGCCCAACAUCGAUACUAUCAACAACUUGCUUAGAAUGUGCAAGACGCAUCUGCGGAUUAGAUCUCUCUCUAGCACUUACAGCGCCGUGAUGCAGUACCUAAAUUUGUGUAAAGACUUGGAAUUACAGGUGAAUUUGACAAGUUGGAAUAUGGUGUACGAUCUGAUCAGCAAUAUUUUUCUAAAGGAAAUAUUUAUAGACAAGAUGAAUAGCAUAAACUUGCCUGUUCUGCGGAACCUAUACACUAGAAUCUUGGAUGAUUUUAUGGAGACUACGAAAGAUGAGGCGGAAGUUGUGAGAUUCAUCGAAGAAGACUUGAAAAUUGCCAAUUGGAAGCAAGAUUCGUUGAUAUCCAAUAAAGUGUUGAGGUUUCAAUUAAGAAACACGAAAUCUUUGGGUACAGACAUCCGAGAUCUACUUAGCGAGAAUGAAUUGGCAGAUUCGGCAUUUACGUCGACUGAUGGCUUAGUGGAAAAUACAGAACUGCAAGAUAGAUCAAGGAUUAUUGAUGAAUAUACUUUCCAAAGCCUAUUCCAUCACAUCAUGUUUCAAUCAAAAAAUUUAACCAAUAAGGCAUGGCAUGCUGUCAAGCUAUACACAUAUAUGCUACAGUACUAUCCUCAAGUAAAGCCUAACCCAAAGUCUUUUAUCUAUUUGAUUCGAGGAUUGUGUUUGAGUAGUACAAAUUACUGCACUGAAAGUUUGAUGUUUUUGGUUAGGGCGCUUAUUCACGAAGAAGCUACCGAGAAAUUGGGCUUACCAAUUGUACAUAAAAGAAUAAUGAACGAAAAUAAUGAAAUAGUUAAUGAGGGGCCUAGUGAGAAUUUUAAGAUUAUGAGAUUAUUGGUCGGAGGAGGAGUGUUGAAUGAGUUGGAAGGUCGAUUCUUGUAUGAUAAGGGAGAACGAACAGGAGUUUCUAUAUUAAAGGACCCUUUGACAGAUGAGGAAAGGCUUGCGUGGAACCAGUUGAAGAGUAGGUUUAGUGCUUCUAAAUUUGCAUUUACAGACUCUCCAAGCGACGAAGAAAACAUAUUAAUUGGUAAAAUAGAGGAAGCUGAAGAUGGUGAGUUAACUAAGUCCAAGCAGUAUGCGAACGUUCAAAAAAAUAGAUCUUUGAAUGCAACCUACAGAAAUCGAUUGGAAAGGAUUCAUAAGGGGAACUUUAAGUUCACUGUAAACAAGUUGAAGGAAAGGAAUUUGAUAAAGAAAGCAUUGUAA